AUGUCUCCCCCAUUCACCAAUUCCAACGGAUGUCCGAUCCCAGACCCACUCGCCAGUCAGCGUAUUGGUAAGCACGGCCCAUUGUUGUUGCAGGAUUUCAACUUGAUCGACUCUCUUGCUCACUUUGACAGAGAGAGAAUCCCUGAGAGAGUUGUUCAUGCUAAGGGUUCCGGUGCUUUCGGAUACUUCGAGGUCACUGACGAUAUCACUGACAUCUGUAGCUCCAAGUUCUUGGACACCAUCGGUAAGAAGACCAAGACCUUCACCCGUUUCUCCACUGUCGGUGGUGAGUCUGGCUCUGCUGAUGCUGCCAGAGACCCUCGUGGUUUCUCCACCAAGUUGUACACCGAGGAGGGUAACUUGGACCUUGUUUACAACAACACCCCUGUUUUCUUCCUUCGUGACCCUACCAAGUUCCCCCACUUCAUCCACACCCAAAAGAGAAGUCCCGAGACUCACUUGAAGGACCCAAACAUGUUCUGGGACUACUUGACCUCCAACGAGGAGUCUGCUCACCAAGUCACUAUCUUGUUCUCUGACCGUGGUACCCCCGCCUCCUACAGAGAGAUGAACGGUUACUCCGGUCACACCUACAAAUGGUCUAACAAGAACGGAGACUGGCACUACGUUCAGGUUCACUUCAUCUCCGACCAAGGUAUCAAGACCUUGACCAACGAGGAGGCUGGUGAAUUGUCUGGUUCCAACCCAGACCAUGCCCAAGAGGACUUGUUCAAGCAAAUUGCUAAGGGAAACCACCCAUCUUGGACUGCUUACAUCCAGACUAUGACUGCCGAGCAAGCCAAGGCUGCUCCAUUCUCCGUCUUUGACUUGACCAAGGUCUGGCCACACAAGGACUACCCAUUGAGAAGAUUCGGUAAGCUCGUUUUGAACGAGAACCCAAAGAACUACUUUGCUGAUGUCGAGCAAGCUGCCUUCUCUCCAAGUCACACUGUCCCAUACAUGGAGCCAUCUGCUGACCCAGUGUUGCAAUCCAGAUUGUUCUCUUACCCAGACACUCACAGACACAGAUUGGGUGUUAACUACCAACAAAUUCCAGUCAACUGCCCAGUUGCUGGUGUCUUCAACCCACACAUGAGAGAUGGUCUCAUGAAUGUCAACGGUAACUUGGGCAGCACUCCAAACUACUUCUCUGCUACCAACCAGUUCAAGACUGAGGAGUUUAAGCUCCAGGAGGAGCAAGAGGUUUGGGAGGGUGCUGCCUGCCCAUUCCACUGGAAGGCUACUGAUGCUGAGUUCACUCAAGCCCAGGCUUUGUACAAAACUUUGGCUAGAUAUCCUAACCAACAAAAGAACUUGGCCCACAACGUCGCUGUUCACGCCCUGGCUGCUGACCAUGCCAUCCAAGACAGAGUCAUUGCUUACUUUGCCAAGGUCAGUCAGGAGUUGGCAGACAACAUCAAGAAGGAGAUGUACGAGUUGAGUCCAAGAAAGUAA
Messenger RNA from Australozyma saopauloensis, 1455 nucleotides. It is a transcript of the gene CAT1, whose product is annotated as catalase A. NCBI's taxonomy places the organism in Eukaryota, Fungi, Ascomycota, Pichiomycetes, Serinales, Metschnikowiaceae. Gene Ontology annotation, molecular function: catalase activity; heme binding. The coding region runs from base 1 to 1455 and encodes 484 amino acids. Gene Ontology annotation, cellular component: cytoplasm; mitochondrion; peroxisome. The transcript has a single exon. Gene Ontology annotation, biological process: response to hydrogen peroxide; hydrogen peroxide catabolic process. The record is from RefSeq and is a predicted model, not a curated record.